Molecule: messenger RNA, 861 nt
Organism: Labeo rohita (rohu)
Lineage: Eukaryota; Metazoa; Chordata; Actinopteri; Cypriniformes; Cyprinidae
Gene: fam32a
Product: family with sequence similarity 32 member A
Exons: 4
Coding region: 248-577 (109 amino acids)
Cellular component (GO): nucleolus
Source: RefSeq, a predicted model, not a curated record
AUGUAGCCCUGUUAGCUCAAAAGCCUUUCUUAGCAAUAGUACUGUAUAUCAAGCAGCGCAAUAAUAAUUUGUAAACAUACCGUGUUACGCAAUUUGAAUCACGAAGGUGCAAAAUAUAAAAGAAACUUAAGUAAAAUCACAUUAUUGUGCUAAACUGCUCAUCCUGUAGAGGGCAGUAAAACUGAGGCGAAUUAAUAAACAUCAUCUGUUUGGACGAAAGCUGGUCGAUACAGAGAAGCUAGCUAACAUGUCGGAGUACAACACGGUUCAAAAAGGCUCUUUGAAACUAAAAGGAGUCUCAUUAGCGAGUAAAAAGAAAAAGAAGAAGGACAAGGAAAGGAAGCGUUUAGAGGAGCAGGUUUUGAGCACUGAAAAUGAAGAAGAGACGAAGAAAGUUUAUGUUGAUAAAAGAACACCAGCACAGAUGGCAUUCGACAAAAUACAAGAGAAAAGGCAAAUGGAAAGGAUUUUAAAGAAGGCCUCCAAAACACACAAGAGAAGAGUUGAGGAUUUCAACAGACACCUGGACACACUGACAGAGCAUUACGACAUUCCCAAAGUCAGCUGGACGAAAUAAAUAUCGAUGGAUUUUCGACUGGCUGCUUUCAGAGCAAAAUCAGCUGCCAUGAUGUUACCAUACAUGCUUCUUACUUACAUUGCAACGAAGCUUAAAGUGAUUUUUUUUUUUUCUUUCUUGAUUUUCAUUUUCCCUUUGGGAUGUAUUAAAAUGAUUGUAUAUUGCAAUUUUGAUUUUUAAAAUGUUUGCCUGUAGUGAUCAUUAUAUUUUGUAACCUUUGGUUCAGCUGUCUAUUUAAAAUUUUGAUUGGGUUUUGUUUGUAGUAAAGCUUGACCACCAAAUAA